AGGCAGGGCAAUAAAUGGCAGCUUUGGUGCGCGCAGGCACCAUGGCGGCGUAGCAGGCCCUCUCUGUCGCCUCACCGUCUUAACUCGCACGCGACCCCCCAUCCCCACCCGUUGCCACGCGGACUUUUACUCCUCCUCAUCUCCACCUCCUCCUCCCCCUCCUCGAUCCCUCCUCUCCUCUUCUCUUCUCAUCGACGAGGCCAGCUGCCUGACAUACCACCCCAUAGGCAGGAAGAUAGAGCGUACUCCUACACAAGCUAGCGCAUGGCCCGGUCGGCGACUGUACAGUGAAAUAGAGGGAGAUCGGCACCGUGGCCUAUGGAUUUGGGCGCAUGGCGGGCUUCCCUCUAGGAACCGGAGGAAGCGGCCGCGACAGCUCCGCGUCGCCGACCGGCGUGCACCCGUCCGACGCAUCCACCUUCCUCUACGCCACGCGCGGAGGCGGCUUCCAGCUAUGGGGCCAGCCGCAGGACCAGCAGCAGCUCACGCACCCCUUCUACGCCCCCAACCUCAUCCGCUUCGCCACCGAUGACAUCCCCGCUGGCGCCGCGCAGUCGCUCGCCGGCGCGGCAUCCUCCUCCUCGUCUCGCGGCGCGCGCGCUGCCGCCCUGGCCGGUACCGGCGGCGGCACCAGCUGCCAGGACUGCGGCAACCAGGCCAAGAAGGACUGCCAGCACCAGCGCUGCCGCACCUGCUGCAAGUCCCGGGGCUUCGCCUGCUCCACCCACGUCAAGUCCACCUGGGUUCCCGCCUCCAAGCGCCGCGAGCGCCAGCAGCAGCUCACCGCGCUCGCCGCCUCCGCCGCCGCGACCACGGGCGGAGCUGGCCCCUCACGCGACCUCACCAAGCGACCCCGCGCUCGCCUCGCCGCCACCACGCCCACCACCUCCUCAGGGGAUCAGCAGAUGGUGACGGUGGCGGAGAGGUUCCCGCGGGAGGUGAGCUCGGAGGCGGUGUUCCGAUGCGUGCGUCUCGGGCCGGUGGACCAGGCCGAGGCGGAGCUCGCGUACCAGACCACCGUCAGCAUCGGCGGCCACGUGUUCAAGGGAAUCCUCCACGACGUCGGCCCCAGCAACGCCCACGCCCAGCUGCAAGCUGCCGCAGGAGGCAGCGGCGGCGGAGGCGGCGACUACCAGUUCCGCCUGACCGGCGACGUGUCCCCGCCGAGCACGGGCGCGGAAGCGGGCGACGCAGGCGGCGGCAACAACCACAACAUCGUCGUGUCAUCGGCUGUGGUGAUGGAUCCGUACCCGACGCCCGGGCUCUACGGCUCGUUCCCGGCCACCACGCCCUUCUUCCACGGCCACCCCUACCAGAGACAGUGACGACGCACGGACGCACGUCGACGGCGCCUCCCGCUGUAACACCGUGCCUCCACCCAACCCCUGGUUUCUUCGAUCUGUCAAUUGAUGCAUAAAUUGAUGCUCCUUCCUUCUCUAGAGCCUAGCUAUAGCUUAGCUUAAUGAGGCACCGUAAUUUAGACCUUUCCAGCUCUUCUUGGGAGCAUCUGAGGCGAUCAGUCAGUGACAUACCCUGUCAGAGCAAAUGAUUAGAAAUCUGACAGUUAGGAUCCCGGGAACUAAGCGUGAUUUCUUGCACUGCUCUAGCUUGUUUUUUUCUUUCCGGAUCUUCAAUUGACAGUGUUCUUAACAAUCUUUGAUUUUCCUGGUACUUCUUUCAUCAGAGCAAUAAUAUAUGAUGCUAAGGCUUCUUUAAAUUUA
This is a messenger RNA of Triticum aestivum (bread wheat), 1721 nucleotides long. Its product is annotated as protein SHI RELATED SEQUENCE 1. Gene Ontology annotation, biological process: positive regulation of DNA-templated transcription. Gene Ontology annotation, molecular function: DNA-binding transcription factor activity; DNA binding. Gene Ontology annotation, cellular component: nucleus. NCBI's taxonomy places the organism in Eukaryota, Viridiplantae, Streptophyta, Magnoliopsida, Poales, Poaceae. The transcript has 2 exons. The record is from RefSeq and is a predicted model, not a curated record. The coding region runs from base 333 to 1325 and encodes 330 amino acids.